CGGCCAUGGCUCGUAAACGCUUUGAUCGGGCAAAAGGUAAGGUAAGGGAGGGUCACUACUAAGCAGGAACCUACCGUACGCAUCUGCCUUUGAUGGAGCCUGUCACUGGCCUCCCCAUUCUUCCUUGUUGAUCUCAUAUGUGUGUGCCCUCCUCCCACAUUUUCCCUUUUCCCUUUUCCCUUUUCCCUUUUGCCUUCUGCUUUCUGCUCUCUCCCCUCCUCUUGUCUGCCUUUGAAUCCGCGUGAGACAUUGCUUGUGUCAUCAUCUUACCUUGCCUUCUUGUGCUCAAUUCUCUGCUGCAUCAUAUCCUCAAGCACAUCAUCCCUCCUCGAGAUCACAUCAUUGGCCCCUCUCGCCCCUGAUAUACCCGAUUUGUCUUCCUGCCAAAGAGCAAGAAGCAUUCUCUACCCCUUGCCUCUUUCCAAAUCCAUACUUUCAACACCAGCCACGUCAAAAUGGGCGCCCACCGCGAAUCGUCCAGCUCGAACCUCGAGUCUGGCUAUGCCUCAGGGGCUUCAUCCGCCAGCAGCCUUCCUCAGAUUGUUCUCACUAAAGAACACCUCAAGUUCCUCAACAGCACCCUCAACAACCUCGAGCCCAUGGAUAUCCUCCGCUGGUGCAAGAUCGCUUUCCCAAAUCUCUACCAAACGACGGCCUUCGGUGUCUCUGGUCUCGUCACCCUAGACAUGCUCUCUAAACUUCAGACCGAAACUCCAUCAGCACCCUCAAUCGACGCAAUUUUCCUCGAUACCCUGUACCAUUUCCAGGAAACCCUGGACCUCGUCGAGAAGACCAAGGUCAGGUACCCCAAUGUCAACCUUCACGUCUACAAACCCGAGGGUUGUUCCACUGCGGCCGAAUUCGAAGCAAAACACGGAAAGGAACUCUGGAAGACAAACCCCGAUCUGUACGAUUGGGUUGCCAAGGUUGAGCCCGCACAACGAGCCUACUCGGAUCUAUCCGUCGCGGCUGUUUUGACUGGUCGUCGUCGGUCUCAGGGAGCGAAGCGCGAGAGUCUGGAAAUCAUCGAAGUCGACGAGGCGGGGCUGAUCAAGAUCAACCCGUUGGCAAGCUGGAGCUUCAAGCAAGUGGAGGACUACAUCAGGGAGAACAACGUUCCAUACAACGAGUUGUUGGACCGGGGUUACAAGAGUGUUGGCGAUUGGCACUCUACCGAACCCGUCAAGGAGGGAGAAGAUGAGAGAGCCGGGCGAUGGAAGGGCCAGGCGAAGACGGAGUGUGGUAUCCACAACAAGAGAAGCAAGUAUGCUCAAUUCCUCUACGAGGCGGAGCAGAAGCGCCAACAAGAAGAGCUUGCUGCUGCAUUAAAGAAGGUUGAGCUCAAGGAGGGCAACGCUGAGGAGAUCGCGGCAUGAUAGCAAGAGCUAUGUUUUGAUCUCGAGAUUUUCCUGACUUGCAUU
Molecule: messenger RNA, 1421 nt
Organism: Amorphotheca resinae ATCC 22711
Lineage: Eukaryota; Fungi; Ascomycota; Leotiomycetes; Helotiales; Amorphothecaceae
Exons: 1
Coding region: 456-1376 (306 amino acids)
Cellular component (GO): cytoplasm
Molecular function (GO): phosphoadenylyl-sulfate reductase (thioredoxin) activity
Source: RefSeq, a predicted model, not a curated record